CAGAGCGACAGCAGCAAGUAUGCGGAGCUGCUGGUGUUCGGCUACGCCUGCAAAAUGUUCCGGGACGAUGAGAGGGCCAUCUACCACGAUCAGGGCAAACACCUUAUCCCAUGGAUGGGGGACAAGAACAUCAUGAUCGAUAGGUCGGUUAAACAAACCUAAUGGGAAUCAUUUUUAACCAACUUAAUGUCUUCCAAAGGGACCUUGGAUGUAUUUGUUGUUUUGCAGCGCAGGAGGAGCUGAUGGCAUUGUGUGAUGUUUACAUGGCCAAAAGUGAAUAAAAGAAACUUGACAUUGACAGAUCUAAGAUAACGUGCUUGGAUUGUGAUCAUUUGUAAUCUCAGUGCACUGACAACGCAGACAAGCGUUUCAACACAAAGAUAAGCCUAACACGGUUUUCUGGCCUUUGAUGGUUUAAGCUAGUUUCCCAGUCUGACAGGCUAAAAAAAGUGCCCAGACCCCUCUAAAACCAUCCAUGAGACCAUCAAACCAGUUUAGGCCGGUUUAAGUGUUUGGAACAGGUUAGGGGAUGUUUUAAAUCCAAAGCAGAGUCCUUGCUCAUUGGCCCCCACUUAUAUAAUUUAAAAUGUAUGUAAAAAGAAAUACAUAUAUUUAUGGCAAAUUGAUGUUGAAAUGUGAAUAUGAAUGUGUACUGGUCAUGUGAGGCCUCUGCUUUUUGCCACUUGCAUUGUUCACAGGCAUUUAUUUGAUGAAAUGUGACCACAAAACCAGUCAUAAGGGUCAUAUUUAAUUAUUUCGUUAGUUCAUUAGGAUACAGCUAUUUUAAAAUCUGGAAUCUAAAAGUGCAAAAAUGAAUUGAAAAAAUUGUCUACAAAGUAUUUAGCAACAAAUAUUACAAAUACAGAAUUAGGUUUUUAUAUAUUUCUAACAGAAAAUAAAAGAACAAUCCCAUACAGUGUAUUGUUGGUUAUUGCUACAAUUUUAUCAGUGCUACUUAUGAUUGGUUAUGUGUUCCAGGGUCACAAAUGCAAACCAAGGCAAAUUCGCAUUAGAUUAACCUGCUCCUGUAAAUUAGUUCUGGCAUUAAGGUGGUUCCCACAGAUAAUGUAUGAUUAAAACCCUGUUAUUUAGGGGUUUGACAAUACUCGUGUCAUGUAUCGAACCGUUCACGGGCAUUUUCCAAACGACUAAAUAAUGGACGUAAGUGCCCUGCUCGCUCCAAAGUCCCCACUAACAAGGGCGGUAGGAUGAUCACUUUCAUUUAGAAAAUACCCGUGAAUCGUUCAGUACAUGAUACGCGUAUCUAUACACCCCUACUAUUAUGUGAAUUCUGUCUUUGUGCAUCCCAAGUCUAACAUUGUUUUUUUGCAGGAAGUACUUUUAACAUAUUAGUCAGUUAAAUAUCGCUUUCUUUAUCUGUUUUCGUUUUUUCCUCCUCACUCUUUCCAGUUCCGCUGCAGUCCUGUUAAAAUGUUAAAAUUGUUAACGAGCAAGGAGUGUGUUGAAACGCAGUGGGUUGCAUUGAGCCACCUUAAUCUGCAUGGAUCUGUUUUCUUGUUUCCAAUGUGUAUGUGUGUGUCUCUCUAUCACGUAAUACAGAACUUAUUUCCUCAGCAAUUAAGGCUAAGGGGUCCCGCCAGGCCCCGAUUGCCACCUCAUCGCCCACUUCUCUCUUUUGCCGAAGAAACUGGAACUGAGAAGUGGAAUACAGGAGCGAGCGCAGGAAAAUUUCCUCCAUAUGGGUUCUUACGGAUAGGUACGAUGGCCGCGGUCAUUUACACGAUCUUUCGGAAUAUGACGCAGGCUCGUGGAAUCACGAUUACCAGCUGUCUGAGGAAGAGGCCAGGAUAGAGGCUCUGUGUGAUGAGGAGAGGUAUCUGGCCAUGCACACUGAUCUACUGGAGGAGGAGGCCAGGCAAGAGGAGGAGUAUAAAAGGCUGAGCGAAGCCUUGGCUGAUGAAGGCACCUACAACGCAGUGGCCUUCCGUUACAGCGCCGACUAUUACGACCCCUCCCAGCCCACUGAGGAAGAUGAGGCCAGCAAAGAAGCAGAUCAAGAGCAGCAGGAGGAAGAGAGCGAGGAGCCAUUUGUGGCGCCCCCUGGCCUCCUCAUCCCUCCGGAUGUAGAGCUGCCUGCGACCACCAAGACGCACGCUAUUAUCGAACGCACCGCCAACUUUGUAUGCAAGCAGGGGGCCCAAUUUGAAAUUGUGCUGAAGGCGAAGCAGGCUGGGAACUCCCAGUUUGAUUUCCUGCGGUUCGACCACUACCUGAACCCUUACUACAAGCAUAUUUUACGAGCUAUGAAGGAGGGGAGGUACACACCGGCAUCAGAGGGCAAACAGGACCAGCAACAGGAAUCAAAGUCAGACAAUUCUGACAAUGACGACGAUGACGACGAUGGAGAUGGAAACUACCUGCAUCCAAGUUUGUUUGCAUCCAAGAAGAGCUCUCGUCUGGAGGAAAUAAUGAAGCCUCUGCAGGUCAUUGAUCCAGAUCACCCGUUGGCUGUGCUUGUUCGAAAAGCCAAACAGGAGAAAAAUGGAGCUGCAGCGAUGGCGACCAAAGCAGCGGAAGAGCAUCAGUCAGCAGUAGCCACACAGGCAGAAUACACAUCUGACCCUAAUGUGGCAGCAAUGUACUAUGGGUAUUGUAUGCUGCCUGAUGGGACAUACUGCCUUGCCCCACCGCCUCCUGGGAUUGAUGCCAGCCCUUAUUACACAUCGCUGCCCACUGGCAUGAUGCCGGCUCCUCCUGCAUCUGGUCCUCCUCCUCCCCCAGGCACUACACCUUCGUUGGAUCCUACGGCUGCAAUCCCAUCAGCCCCUGCUGCAGGUCCAGUCACUGUGUCAGCUCCUCCAUCGGCUCCGCUCUCGCAUUCCGCUCCGGCCGCCCCUCCGACUUCCAGUUCUCGACCUCCUCAAACCACUGUUGCACCCACGGUGCCGACGGCUGCCACCCCUGUCGCAGCCAUCAUCCCUCCUCCUCCCGACAUCCAGCCUGUCAUUGACAAACUAGCUGAGUAUGUGGCCAGAAACGGGGUGAAAUUCGAGAGCAGCGUGCGUGCCAAGAAUGACCCGCGGUUUGACUUCCUGCAGUCCUGGCACCAGUACAACUCCUAUUAUGAGUUCAAAAAGCACUACUUCAUGCAGAAAGAAGGCCUGAGCAUGCAGGAGGGUUCGCUGCUUUACAACAGUGGGGGGGACAGCACGGCGAACUGCGCUUCUGACAAGCAGCAGAACGAGGGCAAGCUCAUUAAAGCGUCCUUUGCGCCCAUCUGCUUCGCUAUAAAGUCGAAAGAAAACGACCUACUGCCACUGGAGAAGAACCGCGUGCGACUGGACGACGACUCAGAUGAGGAUGGGAUGAAGGGGGAGGUGCAAGAGGGAGCGGAGCUGGCGAUAGGAUUGGUUGAAGCAGCCACCAAAGAGCCACCUCAACCUCCAGUGGCUGAGGAGAAGAAACCUGUACUGUCCCAGGAAGAGCUAGAGGCCAAACAAGCCAAACAGAAGCUGGAGGAUCGGUUAGCAGCCGCAGCGAGAGAGAAACUGGCCCAGGCCUCCAAAGAGUCUAAAGAGAGGCAGCUUCAGGCUGAGCGCAAGAGGAAAGCCGCCCUCUUCCUGCAGACUCUGCGAGGGCCAGAGGCAGAGGUCAAACGUACAGAGGAAACCACUGCUGCGCCUGAGCCAUUGGUGUCCACCCUUCCCAUGAGUGGCAUCCCUCAACACACAUCUCGUAUACCAGGCUUUGACUACCAGCCUUUGGAAAGCGCGCUUAUAAGGAGUGCGAACGCCUCUGCUUCUCAUGUGACCAUUUCUUCCUCCUCAUCUUCCUCCCGUGGGAUGGAAAGGGAGCGGGACAGGGAUCGUGAUAGGGAUCGGGAUCGUGAACGGGACAAGAGGAAGAAGAAACAUAAGAGAAGGUCUCGGUCUAGGUCUCGCUCGCACUCCACAUCCAAAUCUCAAACCAAGCACUCUUUGCCCAGUGCCUACCGAAGCUUCAGGAGAUCCAGGUCUCACUCUCGUUCCCCCAGCCGCAGAGACAGACGGGCUCGCUCCUCGGACAGAAAGCGUGAUGAGAGAGAAAAGGAGAGCUAUGGCCCAAGCACCUACCGCAUUGGCGGCAACCCAGGACUGGGCAGGAAGCGCUCCAGAUCGAGGUCACCUCAUGAAAAGAAGAAAAAGAAGGGUUCAAAGUCAUCACACCAAUUUAAGGGUUCCUCCUGUUCACCCUUGGCAUCCCCUGACAGAGGCGGAGCCAUGGCCAGAGUCUCUGCAAGCCCCUCCCCUGCCACAAGCCCCACCUCCAGCCUGGGGAGAUCCAGGGGUGGCUCUCAGGAGAAAGACAAGCAAGUGUCCUCCACUAUUGUCUCUUCGGUGCAAAGCAAAAUCACUCAGGACCUCAUGGCUAAAGUGCGAGCAAUGCUUGCUGCCUCCAAAGGCCUUCAGCCGAACCCCUCCUGAAAGAGUUCUACCACAUCCAAACAGGAUCAAUCUCCAACUACAUCUCGCGAAGCAGCAAAAGGUUAACUACUGGACCGCUGUUGGCCUGUCAAGCUGCACAAUGCUGGACGCUUUUAUCCCUUUAUGUAUGCCUGUUUGGACCUC
Puntigrus tetrazona (Sumatra barb) is the source of this 4568-nucleotide messenger RNA. RefSeq names its product splicing factor SWAP (gene sfswap). Bases 1845 to 4424 code for a protein of 859 amino acids. The transcript is spliced from 18 exons. Gene Ontology annotation, biological process: mRNA 5'-splice site recognition; RNA processing. The record is from RefSeq and is a predicted model, not a curated record. Lineage: Eukaryota; Metazoa; Chordata; Actinopteri; Cypriniformes; Cyprinidae. Gene Ontology annotation, molecular function: RNA binding.